This is a messenger RNA of Spirodela intermedia, 210 nucleotides long. NCBI's taxonomy places the organism in Eukaryota, Viridiplantae, Streptophyta, Magnoliopsida, Alismatales, Araceae. The record is from the annotation of a GenBank genome assembly.
AUGAAGGAAGAAGACAAACUUCAUUACAUCAUAGAAGGGCUACAAACAUGGGCUAAAAAUAAACUUCGUCGACAUGGUGCUCAAGACAUUCAUGCUGUGAUGAUGGUGGCAGAUGGCUUGAUCGACAAGAACAAUCAAAUAACAAUAAUGACAACUCACAAAGAAACAAACGACUCAGCAACAAUCACAUAUGAGAGAGUCCGCUGCUAA